AUGUUGACGGCGUCGCCUAGCAACGGGCGACGGCGGGGCCAGCGGCCCAGCUUGACUUGGGGGUCCCCGCAGGGGGCUGCCCUGGGCCCACGACCUGAGCGCAGGUCCCACAGGGCAGGAGACGCAGCGAUGGAAGGAGAGGAGGACGGGAUCCCCGCGGGCACGGGGCCUCAGGCAGCCACAGAGGAGACCGCCGGAGAGCAGACCCGACAAGGAGCCGCUGAUGCUGAGGAAGCUGCUGAGUGGGAGGCCACCGGCCCCGGGGAAGUCCCGCCCAAUGAGGAAGUCUCACCUGAAGGAGAAGAGGGGGAACUGGUCCCUGAUGGAGAAGAGGGGGAAGGGGACGUGGUCCCUGAAGGAGAAGAGGGGGAAGUCGCGCCUGAAUGGGAAAUGGAGAAUGAGGCGGCCGUGGAGAUGGGAGGGGAGCAGCAGGUGGAAGGGGGGCAGGGGUCUGACAUGGAAGCCGUGUCCCCCGAGGGGAAAGCCAGCUCCACAGAGAUCAUCGAUUCCGACACCAGCCUUGGGGACGCGGCCCCGGACUCGGAGCCCGCCCAGCAGGCAGCAGGCUCCUCUGAGUGGCAGCCGGGCCCGGAUGCUUCCAGAUUUCAGCUCAGCCAUUCGACGGAGUCUGAUGAGGACCUCCAGCGGGGCCCCCCGCGCCCCCUGAGGCUGAGCCCGGGGGGCCGGGUCCCAUCCUCGGACGAGCUGUCCCUGACCUCGGAGGAGUCCUCGGGCCCGGAGCCAGGCAUCCCCGCCCCGGCGUCCCGGGCGCCCCCCAGGCCAUCGCCCCCCAGGCCAGCGCCCCCCAGGCCAGCGCCCCCGCCCUCCUUCCUGGACAGGAUCCAGCACCUCAGCCUCUCGGAGGAGGGGGGCGCAGAGCCGCUGGAGUCCGAGGGGAGCGACGAGCCUGACGAAGACGUGGCCCACCUGGUGGUCCUGGACCCGAACCACCCCCUGAUGCUCAGGUUCCAGGCUGCGCUGAACGGCUACCUGAACCGGCAGGUGGAGAAGCUGCAGCUGGAGCUGCUGGAGCUGGGCGUGGCCUCCAAGCAGAGCCAGGCGCAGCGGCAGGAGCUGGGCGUGGACCUGUACGCGGUGCAGCAGCACAUGGCGGCCCUGCAGGUGCAGCUGGAGAAGAGCCACGACCGCUACUCGCUGGCCACGUGCGCCCGGCAGCAGACGGAGGAGGAGCUGCAGCGCAUGCGCCUGCUCUACACCCGCACCUGCGAGGCCGCCAACGACGAGCGCAGAAAGUUGGCGGCGCUGCAGAGCGAGAUGGAGCACCUGGCUCUGAACCUGUUCUACAUGCAGAACAUCGACCAGGACAUGCGGGACGACAUCCACGUGAUGAAGCAGGUCGUGAAGAAGUCGGAAGCGGAGCGGGCGCGGGCCGAGCGGGACAAGAAGCAGCAGGACCUGCACGUGGACCAGCUCACCAGCCGGGCUCACGAGCUGGAGGAACAGAUCGCCCUGUUCGAGGCUCAGUCGGGGGCCCAGGCGGAGGAGACCCGGAUGCUCAGGAAAGCCGUGAGCGAGGCCUGCGCGGAGAUCGACACCAUCCGGGUGGAGAAGAAGCUCAUCCUGCAGCAGUGGACCGUCUGCCUGGUGGGCAUGAAGCGCCGCGACGAGGCGCACAGGACCAUCCGGGAGGUGCUCAGCGAGUGCCAGCACCAGCUGAAGGCGGCGGACGGCGAGGUGGAGGCCUACAAGCGGUCCAUCGUGCAGGAGGAGGAGCGCAACGAGACGCUGGCCCGGGUGCUGCGCCGCGUGGAGGCCGAGGGCCGCGUGCUGCAGAAGCUCACGGCGCAGUGCCUGGCGCGGCAGGAGGCGCUGCAGGGCCAGUUCGGCACCUACCAGCUGGUGCUGCAGGACACGGACGGCAAGCUGGGCGCGGCGCGGGAGGAGCACAAGGAGAUCAGGGCCGCGCUGGUGGCGGUCCACCAGUCCAUCCGGGAGGAGCUGGACCUGCGGCGGGAGCUGGACGCGGCCAUCGUGCGGAAGCUGCAGGAGCACACGACCUCCAACAAGAUGACCAAGUACUUCCACCAGCUGCUGCUCAAGCUGCAGAAGCAGAAGACCAACCUGGUGACACACCUCUCCAAGAUCGACGGUGACAUCGCCCAGGCCACGCUGGACAUCACCCACACCAACUGCCGGCUGGAGGUGCACCGGGAGACGCUGGCCGAGCUGGACAAGGAGGUGCAGAAGGUCAACGAGCUCAUCAGCAACAGCGAGAGCGAGAUCGCCCGGCGCACCAUCCUCAUCGAGCGCAAGCAGGGCCUCAUCAACGCCCUCAACAAGGAGCUGGAGCAGAUGGUCUCCGAGAUCGGGGGGGAAGAGAUGGGGCCGCUGGAGCUGGAGAUCAAGAGGCUGGGCAAGCUGCUGGACGAGGCGGGCGCCCGGGUGACGCAGGCGCAGGUGGGCUGGCUGCGCCUCCAGCAGGACAUGGUGCGGGCGGCGCAGGAGCGCGAGGAGCAGCUGGCCGCCCUGAGCCUCUUCAGCAAGGAGGUGCGCAUCCUGGAGCAGAAGAAGCUGAGGACCGACAAGAAGAUCGAGCAGGAGAAGCGGGAGCAGAAGGACAUCGAGCGGCACAUGAAGGACCUGGACAACGACCUGCGCAAGCUCAACGUGCUCCUGAGCCGCAACCGCAGCAGCUCCGAGGGCCUGCAGCAGGCCAACCUGCUGGCCGAGAGCCAGUUCCUGCACGCGCUCAAGGCCGCGGAGAGGGAGACCAUCGAGAUGCAGGACAGGCUGGAGCAGCUGAACCAGGAGAAGGUGUCGCUCCUCAACCGCCUGGUGGAGGCCGAGCACCAGGUCCUGCUUUGGGAGAAGAAGAUCCAGCUGGCGAAGGAGAUGCGGGCCUCGGUGGACUCGGAGACGGGCCAGAAGGAGAUCCGGGCCAUGAAGGCGGAGAUCCACCGGAUGAAGGUCCGGCACAAGCAGCUGCUGAAGCAGCAGGAGCGGAUGAUCCGGGACAUGGAGCAGGCCGUCGCCCGCAGAGAGACCAUCUCCACCCGGGCCGAGGGCCAGAGCAAGAUGGACAGGAAGGUGCUCACCCGGUCCGACUUCCACCACAAGCAGCUGGAGCUGCGGCGGAAGAUCAGGGACCUCCACAAGGCCACCGAGGAGACGAGCAGCAACAUCGCGCAGCUGGAAGAGAGCCAGAAGCGCAUGAGCGACUCCCUGCACGAGAAGCAGGCGCAGCUGUCCGCCAUGCAGGCCCAGGCCGAGGAGCUCGAGGCCACCCUGGAGCAGCUUGUGGCCCGCAAGCGACAGAACCUCUCGGAGCUGGUGACCCUGCAGACGCGCCUCAAGCACCUGCAGGCGGUGAAGGACGGCAGGUACGUGUUCCUGUUCCGCUCCAAGGCGGCGCAGCUGGAGGAGCGCAGGCGCCUGGACCACCGGCUGGCCGCCAUCGGCGCCAUCCUGGACCACGUGAAGGACGAGCACCCCCAGUUCCAGGAGGCCCUGCUCAAGCUCAGACAGACGAUCGCCAGCCAGCUGGACGCCCCCGUGCCCUCCUAGCGCGCAGCCCGGGCCUCGCCUCCCAGGCCAGCCGGGAAGAGACCAGGAUGCUGCGUGUUCCCUGGGAUCCGUAGGUUUUUGUGUCCCCGGAAGCCACGCCCACCCUCAGAGAAUGACAGGCCCGCGCUGCGGGACCUCUGGCCACCCGCGUGUUUAAACCAAGUCGCCUCCCCACCUUCCUGGUUGCGUUUAGGCGAGUCACCCCUUGGCAGAGGCAGCGCCCGGGAAGGCGGGCCCUGUUCCCACGAUGGACGGCGGCGUGCUCCCCUGAGCAAAACCUGGGCUGUGGAGGCUCCCGUGUCUGCACCUGCAAACUCACACCCACUUCCUCGUGGGCAGCUUCUCGCUCCCACCCCUCAGGGACCCCGGGUCCCUUCUCCUCCCCCACUCCCAGCCCGGGUUAAAUCCAGAUUCUCAGCCGGAGGGGCGGUGACCCCCACCGGCGGCUCACAGAGAGCCGACCGCUGACAUAAGACCCCGUCCCAGGGCGGCCCACCGGUCACCGGUCACCGGAGCGUCCUCCUCCCCCACCCGUCCCCCUGCACCUGCUAGCAUGGUCUCUCCGCAGUGUAACGGGAAGGGUUCUACAGAAGAAUUUCACUUUCACACUU
Messenger RNA from Eptesicus fuscus (big brown bat), 4136 nucleotides. It is a transcript of the gene CCDC40, whose product is annotated as coiled-coil domain containing 40. The record is from RefSeq and is a predicted model, not a curated record. The coding region runs from base 1 to 3525 and encodes 1174 amino acids. Lineage: Eukaryota; Metazoa; Chordata; Mammalia; Chiroptera; Vespertilionidae. Gene Ontology annotation, cellular component: cilium; cytoplasm. The transcript has 22 exons. Gene Ontology annotation, biological process: axoneme assembly; heart looping; epithelial cilium movement involved in determination of left/right asymmetry.